Molecule: messenger RNA, 774 nt
Organism: Alternaria postmessia
Lineage: Eukaryota; Fungi; Ascomycota; Dothideomycetes; Pleosporales; Pleosporaceae
Exons: 2
Coding region: 1-774 (257 amino acids)
Biological process (GO): regulation of signal transduction
Molecular function (GO): protein phosphatase inhibitor activity
Source: RefSeq, a predicted model, not a curated record
AUGACUGCGCAAUCACCUCAGCUGCAUUCGCCGAGCUCGCAUCCUGAGCGACCUAAGGGUAUCCUCAAGAAUUCCAACUCGUACCGCUCCGACUCACAAACCUCCCCCACGAGCGAGCUCCCACCAGCCGUAAGCCCAGUAGCCGAGCGGCCGCAGCUGGGUCGCGAAAAGUCAGAGAAGGACAUCGUGCUGGAAAACACACUGCGCAAUGCCGGCGCCCACCGGAGAUCCUCAUCAAACCCGCGCGGCAUGGGUUCACGGCGCCAAUCGGGCAUUGACCCCGCGGAUGAGAAUAGUCCGCAGCUCAAGUGGGACGAGGCCAACCUUUACCUGAACGAGCAGAACCGCGAUAGCACCAUGAAGAUCGAUGAACCCAAGACACCAUACGCCAAGCAGUACGACCCCACAGAGGACGAGGACGAGGUAGAGAUGCUGAAUGCCGAAGAGCUCAAGGUGGACGAGCUUGAUAAGCCAAAACGAAAGCCUAAGAUUGACGACAUACCCGAGUUUGACUUAGGACAGCCAGAGCUGCAAGCGCGCCACUCUCAGACCCCGGAGAGCGAGAAGAGGGUUAUGGUUGAAGAGGGUAUGGACACAGAUGAAGGCUACCAUGGCGAGCUUCUCCCCAAUGCCUCGCAGGAAGAGAGGGAGAAGCAUCGCAAAUUCGAGGAGCUACGUAAGAAGCACUACGAGAUGAAGAACGUCAAGGAUCUGCUCGGCCACCCAGAAGACGACGAGGACGAAGAGAUGCCGACACGGUCCAAUGGUCAAUAG